GCCGGCGACUGUGACGUGAUGUUAAAUGGUUUCCUCCAGUCUUCGGCCAGCCAGUAAAUCUCGAGCACACUGGGACUCACAGCAUCCAAUCAUCCAAUCACAAGGUGCGAUGGUCGGGGGUCCUGUUCAGCCAUGUUGUGGUUUUGAAUGAGGAAGAAGCGGGAGAUAAUAUUCUUCAACGAGUUUAUAUGCCAUUUAAAGUCACGUUACGGAUCUGCACAUGAGUCAGGCUGCGAGUCAACAUGAUGACAGUUUUUUCGGACGCGCCGUCGGCGACUUCUCGCUUUCCCGCCGGACUUUAAACUCACUUCCAUAAAUUAGCCGUGUGGCUAACAACGCCAGCUAGCACGGCAGUUAGCAUCGUGUGCUAAGCUAGUAGGCGACUGGCUACUUCUCGGCUAACUAGCUAACGAUUAGCUGGUCUGGUGGGAGAAUAAAAUGAUAUUUGUGAGGAGUGUUAGCCUCUGAAAGAGCCUCAGCUAACCUGCCUCGGUCGGAUGAAGCGCAUGAGCCUCAUUUGGUUUGACUACAUUGACAGGUAGACUGAAAAAGCAGCAGCAGCAGCCAUAUAGCGAUUUAUCUUUUAUACCUGCGCCGUUAUCUCUGACAAAAAAAACUUUUGAGCCAUGUUGAAUAAAAUCUACGAAUGGAUAGAGACGAGCUUUGCCAAUCUUCGCAACGGCGUGCCAGCUGCGGAGGACUCCGACGCGCACCGGGCACCGGGAGAUGGUCAGAUGAGGAGGAAAAGACCAAUUGAAUGUUUGGAAGAUGGACAUAACGUCGACCAAGAUGGCAUAAUAAGAAAGAAAUCAAGAAUGGGAGAUCUUAUUGACACAGUCAAGGUGGCAGCUGAAGGGGUUAAGACUCAUAGCUCUACUGUGGCUACGUGGAUGAGGAACAACGUGAGCCCUACGUUGCGAAAUAUACUGCCUGCCUCUCCUGGUCCUCCACCUCGAGAACCUCAACCCUCAACAUCAGCAUCCAUCUGGACAGGAAGGCCGUUUGUUGAAAGGAACUCGCUGAAUGACACAUUCGCUGCUCCCUCCACUACUUUGGAGUGGAAAACAUCCAAAUCAGAAUGUUUGCGUAAUGAGAAGUCAACUAUGGGAUCAAAAGUCUGUAGGCGACAAGUGUGCAUGAGUCCUACACAUCGCGAAGUGCCAAAAACAAAUGGACACUCAGUCAACUUGCCACCAUCCAUCAAGCCUGAAUUGCACGCCUCUCCACGGUUAGGCAGGCCCCUAAACCUCCGACCAUUUGGAACACCAAGUUUUAGUGGAGCGGCAAGCAGCAACUGCACCAGCAUGUAUGAGAAGACAUUUCCAAUCAAAGUGGUGCAGAGCCCCACACACAGCACCUCAUCUGGCCGCAUACACAGAGUCCAGCCACGCUGCACAGCACAGGAGUCUGUUUGUGAGGAGGAGAAGGAAGUCUACAGGCAGCUUCUGACCAUGGUCUCCGGUGGUCAGUCGUCUUUUCUUCACAACGGCAGCUCACACGCCAUCAUGAGGUCACACAGAGAUUUCACCAGCUUCCUGACCACCAGCCGCAGACUGCUACCGUUCUCUUCCCCUGCUGGGUCAGCAGCAGGAGGAACUUCAGAGGGACCUAGCAGCCCCCUGAGCACCAGAGGCAUGUCUAGCCAGAGCUCCAGCAACCUCCACAGCCCAGUUGGGGUCUCCAACAGGCCAGGCACCCAGAUGUGGUCUCUUGACUCGGACCUCAGCUCCAGCAGAGCAGCUACUCUCACAUCGGUUCCCUCCCCAUCUGCUCUGCAGGAUAACUCCUCUCAGGACACACAAUCAUCAGCUCAUGAUGGUGACUCUGUAAUUAUUGUAAAUGAGCUAAAGGGUAAAAAGCAAGACAGCUCAAGUGUGCCAUGUUUCCAAGCUGAGUUAUGGAUCAAAGAAUUGACUAGUAUGUAUGACUCCAGAGCAAGAGAAAGACGGAGACAGAUAGAAGAGCAGGAGGCCCUGGCUGCACAGCUGCUGAGACAGCGCCUUUCUGAAGAGGGCCAACGCAGCCCAGAUGUGGAGGUCCAUGUUCGUGUUCCUUUGGAAAAGGAGGUUCCUUUGACUCUUGUUAUAGAAGAACCGAAGCCUUUGGAAGAGAAACCAGAAUUUCCUGAACUCACAGAGGAAAUGGAGGCUGAGGUGACCAGGGUGCUAAGAAUGGGAAGUUCUCAUGACACAUUAAGUGAAGGUUUUGGUCUCAGCCUCACGGGCAAAGACCUGCAGACCCUCAACAAUCUCAACUGGCUCAAUGAUGAGGUGAUCAACUUUUACAUGAACCUGCUGGUCGAGCGCAGCAAGGACCCCAGUCUGCCAUCAGUCAACACGUUCAACACUUUUUUCUACCCCAAGCUGCGCAGCAGUGGAUACUCUGCUGUCCGCCGCUGGACCAAAAAGAUGGACAUCUUUUCUAAAGACAUCUUGUUGGUUCCUGUCCACUUGGGGGUGCACUGGUGCCUCUCAGUGGUGGAUUUCCGCAAAAAGGCAAUCCUGUACUUUGACUCUAUGGGAGGAAACAAUGAUGAAGCAUGCAGAAUAUUGUUCGAUUACCUGCAGCAGGAAAGUAAGGACAAGAAGGGCAAAGAACUGGAUACCUCAGGCUGGACGCUCCACAGCAAAAAACGCAAUGAGAUCCCACAGCAGAUGAAUGGUAGCGACUGUGGAAUGUUCACAUGCAAAUAUGCAGAUUACAUUACCAAAGACAAGCCAAUCACAUUCACACAGAAACACAUGCCCUACUUCAGAAGAAGGAUGGUUUGGGAGAUUGUGAACCAUAAGCUGUUGUGAUGUCUGUAUGAACUUGUAUCGUCCGCUUAUGAUGUUAGAAAUACGAGACGGUAAUGGUGACUGAGCUACGUUGGACAGCAGGAUCCACUUACAGUAGUCCUGGUCUGGGAUAGACUUGCACACCAGCUCAUCGGAUCAGGAACCAGCUCUGCUACUCUGCAUCCUCUAAGACCUCAGCUGGCGGGAUGCUGCUGGAGCACCAAGCACUGCCUCCCAAUACUCUGCUCCACUUUGUUAAUUUUUUUUUUGUUGGUGCGCCCAUGGAGCACAUCAGUAUAGCAGUUGAAACACUGCGUGUUUUGUAUUGCCCACAGCCAGAACUGUUUUUGAAAUUAAGCUUGUAUUGAUGAACAUACUCUGAGUCGCAAUGUUCUGUUUCAUGCAGACAUACAAAGUUUACAUGUUUUUGUCUUACAGGGAGAUGAGCACAUUGUGCUGAAUCAUUUUUAUAAUGACAGUAAUACUACAUUUUUAUGUCGCUGUCAGUGUUUGAUACUUUUGGGAUGUGCAAAGGAAAAUUGACUUUAUCAUGAAAAUAUGAAUGCCUAUAAAUGACUGAAAUUUAAAUGACAUCUAGUCUGUCUUGACUAGACUUUUUCUGGGGUUUUUUUUAAAUUUCUUUUUCAUAAUACAAAUAUUUUUCCUGGAACAGGAUUAUUUUGCAGCUUGUUUGAUUAAAAUGCACAAAAGUCUUCAAAUAUGAUAUUGCCUCAGAGUAUGAUCCAUAAAACAGAAUGUCUUACCUUGCCUCUGACUUGCAAGUGUAACAAAAGUCUUUGUUACACCCUAAAAGUGCAGGGUAAAAAGUUUUGCCAUUUUAUUCUCACCCAUUAGUCUUGAUAAAAGAUUGUAAAUUAAGGUUCAAAGUCUAUUUUAUGUAAGUCAGAGACUGUUCAUUUGACAACUUUUGGGCAUAUUCAGUAUAUUUUGAACUUUGUACAUACUCAAAACAUAUACAGCCUCUUGAACAGUGUAAUAUACUUUUUCUUUACGUAUUUCCUAUAU
Larimichthys crocea (large yellow croaker) is the source of this 3803-nucleotide messenger RNA. It is a transcript of the gene senp1, whose product is annotated as SUMO specific peptidase 1. The record is from RefSeq and is a predicted model, not a curated record. Bases 627 to 2798 code for a protein of 723 amino acids. Gene Ontology annotation, molecular function: deSUMOylase activity. Gene Ontology annotation, biological process: protein desumoylation; proteolysis. The transcript has 18 exons. Lineage: Eukaryota; Metazoa; Chordata; Actinopteri; Sciaenidae. Gene Ontology annotation, cellular component: nucleus.